Messenger RNA from Gambusia affinis (western mosquitofish), 2574 nucleotides. RefSeq names its product E3 ubiquitin-protein ligase KCMF1-like. Gene Ontology annotation, cellular component: plasma membrane. Gene Ontology annotation, molecular function: zinc ion binding. The transcript has 7 exons. The record is from RefSeq and is a predicted model, not a curated record. Gene Ontology annotation, biological process: synaptic signaling. Lineage: Eukaryota; Metazoa; Chordata; Actinopteri; Cyprinodontiformes; Poeciliidae. Bases 843 to 2126 code for a protein of 427 amino acids.
AACUCCUGCUAGCCGACAAAUUCUCUAUUUGGAGCUCGUCUUAGCUAACGUUAGCUACUAUUAGCAACGUGUGUGCGCUAAAUUGUUAACAACCCAUUUUGGCGGUCUUAAAAUAUAUAUUUAAUAUAACGGCUCAUCUGUUUGCAGUUACUUUGAGUAAAUAUUCAUAAUUCCACUUUAGUCAGCGCUGUCACAUAGGCGGAAGACGCUAGUUGAAGUUAGCCGAGUGCUAACUUAGCAUGCCAGCUAUUCUAUGUGGUGAUGUAGGUGAUCGUUGAGGAGCAAGGGGAGUGCCGAAAAUAGGCAACAUUAGAGGACAGCGGAUCCCAGAUGGCGUUGGAGGAGUGGAAGCUUGGAAAUUAUUCCUGUUAGCUGCUUUAGCUUCGUUCCUGGUGAAAGUUGGCCUGUAGAUCUCAGCUUCAUUAGCUAACGAACUGGAAACUAACAAUCACCUCGUCCUUGUCACCAACCUUGUUUAGCCUGGAGUUGUUUACGCGAAUAAAACGUAAACAGAUGUAUUUACUGCGAUAUUACUAUAAAGUUUAUUCAGGAACAAUGCACUGGCUUGUCAGUUAACAUUUUGCCCAACGGUAGCUGGUUAGUUGCAAAGGUUAAUUCGGUGCUGGACGGCCUGUUUCCAUGUUUGUGUUGUUGCUGUGAACUUUGCUGUCAGUUGUCGUCAAGUUAUAUAUCUGAGAGAGUUGAGUAGUUGUCCUGAAUUUAAGAAACGCUUAUUAACUAAAUAAAAUGUUUGCCGGAUUAAAAGGCAGUUUGUUUGGAAAGCAGAACACGGACAAGUAUUUGUGUUCCCAGAUUUAAUUCCCUUUAACUCUUUCUCUGAGAUGAUUGAAUUUAGAGAUCUCAGCUGCCUUAACAAACAAAUCAGAGGUGUGAGCUGCGACGCGUGUUUAAAGGGCAACUUCAGAGGUCGACGGUACAAGUGUUUAAUUUGCUACGACUAUGACCUGUGUGCAUCAUGCUACGAAAGCGGUGCAACCACGACCAGACACACCACAGAACAUCCCAUGCAGUGUAUAUUAACAAGAGUUGACUUUGACCUGUACUAUGGCGGAGAGGCGUUCUCGGUGGAACAGCCUCAGGCCUUCACCUGUCCCUACUGCGGCAGGAUGGGCUACACAGAGAUCUCCCUGCAGGAGCAUGUGGCUGCAGAGCACACAGAAACCUCCACUGAAGUGAUAUGCCCCAUAUGUGCAGCACUGCCAGGUGGCGACCCAAAUCACGUGACGGAUGACUUUGCUGCUCAUCUCACACUUGAACACAGAGCCCCGAGAGACUUGGAUGAGUCCAGCGGGGUACGGCAUGUGAGAAGGAUGUUUCACCCCGGGCGCGGGUUGGGCGGCCCGCGAGCCCGCAGGUCUAACAUGCAUUUCACCAGCAGCUCCACAGGGGGGCUCUCCACCGGUCAGAGCUCCUCACAGAGCUCCAACUACAGCAGAGAGGCCAUGGAUCCCAUAGCAGAGCUCCUGUCCCAGUUGUCGGGGGUACGGCGUUCGGCGGGGGGCCAGCUCAGUUCGGGUCCCUCCGCCUCGCAGCUCCAGCAGCUUCAGAUGCAACUCCAGCUGGAGCGCCAGCAGGCGCAGGUGGCGCGCCAGCAGCUGGAGACGGCCCGAAACGCCAGCCGAGGUGGAGGCCGAACCAACGCAAUCCUCAACACAAAUUCAACCGUUGCAAACCCCAACCCCAGCGCCAACCACACCAACAACCCCAACCCCCACCCAGGGGCAACUGAGCCCAACACACAACACACGGCACACAGCUCCCAGUUUCUACUCAGCAGGCUGAGCGAACCGCGGCUGUCUGAGGUGGAGCGGCAAGCGUGUGAGGCCCAGUGGGCUGACAGGAGCCUGUUCGUCACUGAGCUGCUGCUCUCCACUCUGCUGCCCGACGACGACGCCUCGGCCUCUUCCUCCGAAGACGAGGAUGAUUGUCAUGGCUCGUUGCGAAACUUCGCCGACUUCGAGGCCAUGGGCUGCGUGGAGGUGAUGACGUUGGACGUGGCCCUGGAGAACCUCAACCUCAAGGAGAUGAGCCCCGCCCCGAAGAAGACGAAACCGGCGACUAAAACGGCACCCGCCAAGAAAGAGCCCCCCGCGCCACCCCUUUGAUGACAUGGCCGCUCCCUUUCCCCCUUCAAUCCACCAUUGUGACUAGCCGACUGCUCCGUCAGUCCAACUGCCAAUGGAUGACAAAGACUGCAGUUCUUCAUGGCUUGUUUUUUGUUUUUGUUUUUUUCUCAGUGAUUGUCAUUUCAGUUCUGUCGCUCCCCAACUCCACCCCAUGUUUUACUUUGUGUACGUUGAAUAAAAGUAGUGAGACGAGAGAAUGUGAAAGCAAGCAAGCGUGUCGGGUGUGUGAGACAAAAGAAGAGAACUAUAUAAAUAUAUUAUAAAAAAAAAAAAAACUCUAUAUGAAAGUUGAUAAUCAGUCCCACAUAACCCGUGUUUCCUCUAGCAGAAAGCGUAAUCCGCUGUUUUCCAGAGACAAAACCUUGUCACACACUCACAGAAGGAGAGGAGGCCGACUGAAACCCCUCCGCUUAAUAAAAAAAAACAA